Xenopus laevis (African clawed frog) is the source of this 2135-nucleotide messenger RNA. It is a transcript of the gene gorab.L, whose product is annotated as golgin, RAB6-interacting L homeolog. The record is from RefSeq and is a predicted model, not a curated record. Bases 221 to 1318 code for a protein of 365 amino acids. Gene Ontology annotation, biological process: non-motile cilium assembly. The transcript is spliced from 5 exons. Lineage: Eukaryota; Metazoa; Chordata; Amphibia; Anura; Pipidae. Gene Ontology annotation, cellular component: Golgi apparatus; cytoplasm.
GUUCACAUUUCUUUCAUUUCCAUGAGAGAACCGAGCAGAAAUUUAAAGCUACGGCGUUUUAUCAGCAGAAAACUGGAAGCGCGUACCGUAUUCGUUUCCGUCAGGCAUUCUCGCAAACAGCCUGAACGUGUGGCAUCCUGAGGGAAGGGGCCUCCACGUGGCAGUCGCGGCGGAGGCGGAAGUAGGGCUGUUUGGAACCUGCUUUCGUCAAUACGGAAACAUGGCUGGCUGGGCAGGAUUCUCAGAAGACGAGCUGAGGAACCUUAAAAUGAAACAAGGCACAGAAUUACCAAAUCAACCUGAUCGUUCACGAAGACAACCCACAUCAGCCAAACCUGCAGCAGCCAAAAGUCGACAGCAGAUGCAGAGAAAGUUGGCUUUGCAGGCGCAGAGUCAGCAAUUGGCUAAGCAGGAUGGAUCCCUUUCUGUUCCCCCUGAGCAGCAGCUUUCCAGGCCAACCAUCAGCUCAUUAUUAAGUGCAACAACCUGCCCAGCUGAAAAAAAGCAAAUCAUACCUGGUCAACCAGAAAUGAGCACAGUGGUUAGCCCUGGCACUGACCUCAAGCAGCAGGAUUUGUGUUCUGAACAAGAUGGAGAGCUAAACAAAAAGGAUAUGGAAUUGAGAGACAAAUCUCGGUUGGAUCAUCUUCAACUAGAGCAACGUCUUAUGGAAGAGAAGAAUAAGCGUAAGAAGGCAUUACUUGCAAAAGCUAUUGCUGAAAGGUCCAAAAAAACCCAGGCAGAGACUGUGAAACUCAAGAGGAUCCAGACGCAGCUCCAGGCUUUGGAUGAUUUAGUAUCCACUGAUAUUGGAAUUUUAAGGAACCGUAUUGACCAGGCAUGCAUGGAAUUUUCUCAUGCCAAGAAGCGUUACGAAAAAGCUGAAGCAGAAUAUAUUCUGGCUAAGGUUGACUUUCAUAAGAAGACUGAGCUCAAGGAACAGUUAACCGAGCAUCUGUGCACCAUAAUACAGCAGAAUGAGGCCCGUAAAGCCAAAAAAUUAGAGGAGCUUAUGCAGCAGCUAGAAGUUGAAGCUGACGAGGAGAAACUUGAACUUGAAAUUGAAGUAGAGCAGAUGCUGCAGCAGCAAGAGGCAGAAGCAAAAAAACGAGUAGCAACCCAAGAAAUUCAAGCGCAAGUAGCUUCACCAACGGAAAAGAAUAUUGAACCAACAGAAACAAGUGCAGAAAAAGAAACCAGUUCAGAUCAGAAUGGUGUGUGCCAGUCCUCAUCCCAUCUAACAACCGAGUCUUGUGUCCAAGAUAAUAGCACAGCUCAGUCAAGACCUAAUUCCUUGUCUGAUAAGCAACCAGUAUGACUGAGCCAAAAUAUGUAUCUGGACUUUGGUGCUUAAGGAGUGUAUUGUGCCAAGAGCAUCUUGUGCACAUCUAAAACGGGGACUUUCUUGUCCAUUAUUUUGCUUUGUUGUAUGAUCAGGAUGAUUGUACGGUGAGUUUCAUGUUUUUCACUUUUGGUGCUGGAAUAUCAGACAUGGGGCUCUUCCUAAUAGUUCAUUUUUAGGGGUGCAGAUUUUGGUUCUCAGAGAAAUGAGAUCAAGACACAGCUAUAUUACAUGACAUUAUUUAUUCUCCCUUAGGUACGUUUGUCUCUGAGUUUGUGUAUAAUCUUGCCUAAGAGCAACGGUUCUGAACCAAAAUACAAAAAUAGUGACUUAUAAAUAUGGUCACUGGUGUACCAGAAGCAUUUAACUGUUCUGAUAAAGCUUACUUAGUUUUAACCUUUCCUUCUUCUUUAAGACAUUGUCAUACAGUUUAGUUCAAACUGUAUUCAGUAGAUACAGUAAAUAACUUGGUGUGGAAUUCUCAUAUCAAUUCCUUGUGUAUAUUUGCCACUUUGUUGUUUCUCCCUCUUGUAUUUUUUGUAUUCCAUUUUAUUGUGAUAUUUUUCAAAUUGUGAACCUUUGUUAUUGUAUUGUUAUACCCAAUACCCAACACUUAAAUGUUCUUUCCUUCCCCUUUGUUUUGAUUUCGGAGUUAUUCAGUAAUUCCCUCUUGCACCUUUUACACUUUUUUUAUUUAUUUUUUUUUUAAUAUAGCUCUGACCAUUAUUCAACUUUGAGUUAACUUUUUGUAUGUAAUCGAAUGACCAGUUCUAAGCAACUUUUCGAUUGGUCU